This is a messenger RNA of Paramacrobiotus metropolitanus, 1413 nucleotides long. RefSeq lists its product as uncharacterized. The transcript has 6 exons. NCBI's taxonomy places the organism in Eukaryota, Metazoa, Tardigrada, Eutardigrada, Parachela, Macrobiotidae. The record is from RefSeq and is a predicted model, not a curated record. The coding region runs from base 209 to 1255 and encodes 348 amino acids.
UACAUCAACAUAGCUGUAAGCAGUGUAUGCAGUUUCCGCGGAGAUGUUGAUUUAUUGACGCUUUUAGCACUGGUUUACUGUAUGUGAGGUAUGAAUAAGGAAUGUUAUUACUCCAAAGUCAUUUUCUUGGUAAAUUUUUAGACCUGGUUAGUGAAUAGCCAGACAUGCAGUACUGCUCAGUACACGACUUGAAUGUGAUACUAUCGUGAUGGAGGAUUUGGAAGGAGACGAGGAAAGCAAGCGACCGCAGCGCGGCGCUUCUCUGUCCGAACCCAUUGCUGACGAAUCGCAACGGGACCCAACACAAGUGGAUGUUCUGCUGCGUGGACAUUUCAACGAAGAUUUUCAGCCGACGCAGACGACAUUUCCCAUUGGCUUUCGCAAGGUUAUUACUCCGUGCGAGCUGAAUGGCUUCGUGGGUGCCGCUGCCAGCUUUCGCCAGCUUUUGCCGUCCAGCUCGUACUGCAGUAUGUACGCAGAUGUCAGCAAUUCCCGCGAUGUGAUGCUGCAGAAAGCCGGCGGCGCGGUGUGUGCGGCGUACGAGAUCGCAUAUGGAGACCAGAUUGCCGUGUUCUCUGCGUUUAUGACAGCCGCCCUCGAAGCUCAACAGAAACCGUAUCAACCGCAGACGUCCAUGCAUCGCUUCCUGGCGGGUAUGCACGAGAAACGUCAGGAUGACAGAACCCGUCUUGCGCAAUUCGUUGCCAUGUUGCCGGGCUUUGCGGACGUCAGCCCGGCGGAUCGUGAAGUUUUACUGGCAGAAAAAGCGUUUAUCAGUACUUUGCUGCAUCAUAUGAAGUACGCUUACAAAGGCGAAUAUUAUUGCACAUUACCGGGUCCUGAGCAGAUUCACGCCAGCGACUACUGGAUGGAGAUACUGGGCGUGGAUACGGAAUUCUGCCGGUUCUGCUUCAAAUUCAGCGCUGUAUUCAACGGGAUCGGGCUGUCGCUGACGGAAACCUACCUGCUCAUGGCUGCAGCGUUUUUCGAUCCACGCACAACAACUGCGUCAGACAAAGCGUUACUUAUGCAUCUGCACAUGUUUUAUAUGGAUGCCCUAACGCAUAUGAUCGGCUAUCGUCGCCGCCAGAACCCGACGGAGCGCACCGCUGUCUUCAACAAGCUGACCAAAGCGGCAGCGAUGUUCCCCGCGGUGCACCAAAUGUCGCUUGAUUGGUACGUCGAUACAGAGCGAACACUGCCUCCGCUUCCGGCACCGUCCAAGACGUUGGUUCAAGACUGCUUGAAACACUAAUUUUUGCUGCACCACUAAAUUCGACACCAAUGGCUUCGUUUUGUUUGUAUGGUAUUUCUGCCGUUAUUUUUAUUACGCACAUCACUUUCGUUAUAAACCCUCUGAUACUUUCGCCUUAGCGGCUAUCCAAAACACUCUCUCUGUAUUAUUAUUUUUUA